This is a messenger RNA of Oryza sativa Japonica Group (Japanese rice), 2347 nucleotides long. RefSeq lists its product as uncharacterized. The record is from RefSeq and is a predicted model, not a curated record. Lineage: Eukaryota; Viridiplantae; Streptophyta; Magnoliopsida; Poales; Poaceae. Gene Ontology annotation, molecular function: chromatin binding. Gene Ontology annotation, biological process: DNA-templated transcription.
CCUCUCCAGUCUCUACUGCUCUCCCCAAUUUCUUCUGGAAACCCUCCGCGGCACGGGCGAAAUGGGGCGGCGGCGGCGAUUCGCGCAGCUCGCCACCACCAGCGACGACGACGACGACGACGCCCCCGCCGCCGACGCGCCGCCCAAGGCGAAGCCCCCGCCGCCGCCCUCCUCCUCCUCAGGCCCCAAGAAGCCGAAGCAGCGCCGCCUUUCCUCCGCGGCGGCCGACGACGACGACGACGUCGAGGAGGACGACCUGGAGCUCGAGGAGGAGGAGGAGGACGAGAAGGAUCUGGAGGAGAUGCGGAGGAACGAGGAGGAGGAGCGGCGGGAGGAGACGCAGACCCGCCGCCGCCGCCGCCGCCGGGGCCGCAAGCCCAAGCGCCCCGCCGAGGAGAGCGAGGAGGACGAGGAGGAGGAGGAGGAGGAGGCCAAGGCGGAGGAGGCCCGCGAGGAGGAGAACACCGAGGCGGUCCCCAUCGGGGAGCCCGUCAAGAUCACCGGCAGGGGGAAGAAGCAGCGCAAGCAUUACACCUCCUUCGAGUACGAGGGCAACACCUUCGAGCUCGAGGACCCGGUGCUGCUCACGCCUGAGGAUAGCAAGGAGAAACCUUAUGUCGCCAUCCUCAAGGAUAUAACAGAAACUGAGGGAAGCUUAUCAGUAACUGGUCAGUGGUUUUAUAGACCAGAAGAGGCUGACAAAAAGGGUGGGGGAAGCUGGAAAGCAAGUGACACGAGGGAGUUAUUUUAUAGUUUCCAUAUUGAUGAUGUGCCAGCAGAGUCAGUUAUGCACAAGUGUGUAGUCCAUUUCAUUCCUCAACAUAAGAAAAUUCCCAGCCGGAAGGAACACCCUGGAUUCAUUGUCCAAAAGGUCUAUGACACAGUUGCGAAGAAACUUUGGAACCUAACAGACAAAGAUUAUGAGGAUAACAAGCAACAUGAGAUUGAUCUUCUCGUUAAGAAAACAAUAGACCGUAUUGGACAGCUUUCUGAUAUUGAACCUGCAGAUGCUCCUGGUGACAACAAUGAUCAGCUCUCAAACAAGCGAGGACUGCGGAAGAGACCUGUGCUUCCUAUAGAUGUUUCAAGAGAUGAUGCUUUAGCAGGCAAAUCAGAGCAAUUUGGAAAAGCAGAGACACCUGGAAGUGAUAAGCUAAAGAAUUAUGCCACCCUUGUCAAGUAUAAAGCUGUUACUGGUGAUCAAUAUCGUGAUAGGUGGCUUGAUAAAUUAGUGGAUACUAUUCCACUAACAUCAAAGGAAAGUGCUGGGGCUUCUCAUGCUGAUCCUGGUGGUGCUACCAAAAGUUCAACUAAUGGUUCAUCUGCAAAGGAAGUAAGUUCUGGUGACAAUGAAAAAUCUUAUUCACCUGAUGUGAUUGUUUCAAUAAUGGCCUCCUUAGAAAGAUCUACUUAUGAAGCUCUUGGUUCUGACUUCCAGAAGUAUAACCAGAAAUUGAGACAGUUACUGUUCAACAUCAAGAAUAGCCCUGUACUACGGAACCGGCUGAUGAACAAGGAGCUUGAUCCUCCAGUCCUGUUAACAAUGUCUCCUGACGAACUAAAGGUUGGCUUGACAGCAGCAGAGAGAACAUCUGAACCUGAAGAAUCAAGGAAGUUGCAGAUGACUGAUGCACGAUGUGUAAGAUGUGCAGAAAAGGAAGUAGGUGUAUCUGAUAUUAUUCAUGCUGGUCAUGGAGAUCGCUAUCAGCUCGAAUGUAACGCCUGUGGACACUCGUGGUUCUCGUCCAGAGAUGCCAUCACAACCCUGACAGUGGAUACUCCAACAAGUGCUGGUGGGAGCGUGGGCACGGCACCAUGGGCAACAGCCAAGUUCGAUGUCAUGGAGAAGCAGCUCACGAGCCCACGGGAUCAUCAGCCGGACAAGCCGUUGGCCGAUGCUCUCCACAAGAGCGCGGCACCGUACAUGCCCACGCUGGAGAAGCAGAAAUCGUUCGGCAAGCACAAGCCAGACGAGCCCUCGUCGGCGCCAGCAGCUGGCCACGAGUAGAUCAGACGGUCCACACGCACUACACCUCUCGUCAGAACUAGUAGCUAGCUAGACACGAUUAGAAGAGCACGCGCACCCACGGUUCGCAUCGUCAUUAGGGAGUUUCAGAGAUUACGUGUACAGAUGUAAUUGUGUUUUGUAUGUCGUGUACUACCAUCUGAGGGAGGCUGAGCAGAUCAGACAAACUCUAGGUUGGCAUCCUCCUGUCGCCUCUAAUCGUGUGUUUUAACUUGCAUCACUGUCAAUGCAUUUCAGUGCUGUGGACGCAGCCGGUACUCCUGUACAUCGUGAGGGUGUCAAUGGAUCGUUUUUGGCUACUGCUCAUGUUUUGUGUGUGUA